AUGGCCGCAGCGGCCAGCGUGCAGCCGGCGUCGCCGGCCAGGAGGAUCAUUGCAUGUCUGGACGUGCGGGCCAACGAUACCGGCGACUUAGUGGUGACCAAGGGGGACCAAUACGAUGUGCGGGAGAAGGGCGAUGGCGGCGUGCGAAACCACGGCAAGCCGGUGGCGCUGGCGGAACGCUACUACCAAGAUGGGGCCGAUGAAGUCUCCUUCCUCAACAUCACAGCUUUCAGGGAUAUGGUCCUGGCCGAUCAGCCCAUGCUGGAAGUCCUACGCUCUUCGGCGCAGCGCGUUUUUGUACCCUUGACGGUGGGAGGAGGCAUCCGAUCCUACGUGGACGGCAACGGUCAAAGUUACAGUGCGCUGGAUGUGGCGGAUGCUUACUUUCGAGCAGGCGCCGAUAAGAUCUCCAUCGGUUCGGACGCCGUGGACGCGACGCGCGCCUUCUACGCCUCGGGGCGAAAGGGCGACGGCACGUCCUCCAUCGAACUCAUCAGCACAAAGUAUGGGCGCCAGGCAGUGGUGGUCUCUUUGGAUCCCCGCAGGGUCUAUGUGGCGGACAGAGGCAGCACGGAGCAUCACUGCGUGGGCCCACUGGGCUCGGAGAAAGGAACGCCCAAAGGUCCCAAUGGGGAAGCCUUCGCCUGGUACUGCUGCACCGUAAAGGGUGGCCGGGAAGACAGCGAAUUUGAUGUGGUGCAGCUGGCGCAAGCCGUGGAGGCGUUAGGUGCCGGAGAGCUGCUAUUGAACUGCAUCAAUCGCGAUGGCCAGGGCAACGGUUAUGAGUUGGAACUCAUCCAGCAGGUGAAGUCCGCUUGCACGUUGCCGGUGAUCGCCAGCAGCGGCGCUGGCUGCCCCGAGCACUUCGAGGACGCCCUGGCCGUGGGCGAAGCCGAUGCAGCGCUGGCGGCGGGCAUCUUUCAUCGGGAAGAGGCUCGGGUGCUGACCAAAAGCGACGUGCGAAAGUUCAACAACAGCCGUGGGGAGGGGCAGCUGUUUAAGGUGGACCUGAAGGAUCAGUCGGGGGAGAUGUCUGCGACCUUUUUUGGGCGCGCUGUGGAUAAGUACUACAACAUGCUGAAGUGCGGCCAGGUCUACACUUUUCAGAAGGGGCAAGUGAAAGCCGCCAACAAACGCUACGACAGUGGGGACUUUGUGCUAUCCUUCGAGGAGCAUGCAGACAUUAAGGCCGUUGAGGAAGAUACCAACAUUCCACGGAUAAGCUAUGACUUCAAGCCCCUGUGCGAUGUGGCCAAUAUGCCGCCCGAAACAUCGGUGGAUGUGAAAGCCGUGGUGUAUAGUGUGCAGGCACCCUUCACCUUUGUGGCCAAGACCUCCAACAAGGAGAUGACGAAGCGGGAGAUCGGCCUGUGGGACCCAUCUGGCUCUUCAGGCCACAGCACCAUGGAGCUGGUCCUUUGGAACGAGCGCGCCGUAGGGACAGACUUCGAAAUUGGAGCUGUGGUGUUUCUGAAGAAGGCAAGAAUCUCAGAGUUCAACCAGAUGAAGUCCCUUGGCAGCCCAGCACAGUUGGAGUUGCAUUCGGACCAUGAGGAUUCCUUUCUGCUGAUGCGGAAGUUUAAGGAUUUCCAGGACUCUGGUCAGCAGCUUGCUUCGCCCUCCAAGUUCUCGAAUUCUUCCGGUCAGCGAAAGACCAUCGAAGAGUGUAAGCAGGAGGAUUUGAAACUGGCCUCCCCCGGUGCCAUGAUGGGCGGUGGGGAGAAGGGCGUGCACAAGCACACGGUGGUGGCAACCCUGACCAGCAUGCCGACCGACCGGGCACCGUACUACAGCUCAUGCCCACAGCAGGUUGAAUCCAAUGCACCUGCUUCGCGUCAUGCCACGAUGAGGAUUUGCAACAAGAAAGUGAGCCAGAGAGAGAAUGGCGAGUGGACCUGCAUGGGGGGUCACGUUUCCAGCUACCCCGAGUUCCGCUACCUCUGCCGCCUCAACGUGCUGGAUCACACGGAUCAAAUGGAAGUGAACCUCUAUGAUGAUGUGGUUAAGAAUCUCCUGGGCCGAGAAGCGCGUGACUACAUGGCGAUCUUCGAAGCCGCACACAACGGUGGAGAAGGGGCGCAGCCGCUGAAGGAGGUGAAUCAGAAAAUGGAAUGGAAGAAAUGCUCCCUGGUACUUCGUUCAAGCAAAGAGAUUUGGCAAGAGAAUGAGCGGGUGAGGUAUUCCGUAGACUCUGCUCAGCCAAUUCCCUUGGAACAAGAUGCCAGGCAGAUGCUUGGGGACAUCAUGGCCUCAUUGGAAGCGUGA
Cladocopium goreaui is the source of this 2265-nucleotide messenger RNA. The record is from the annotation of a GenBank genome assembly. Lineage: Eukaryota; Dinophyceae; Suessiales; Symbiodiniaceae.